GCCUCGUUGAGGCCGUUGGGAUGGCGGCGAUGGACGCGGACCUGCAGCUCAAGAUGAGCAAGAAGAUCGCGCAGCUGACCAAAGUCAUCUUCCUCCUCAACACCAAGAACGAGGACGCAGCGUCCGAGCUCCAGGCCACGGCGGCGAGCCACCGACGCGAAACCGAGGCUGUCGCGCGGGACGCCGCCGCCAAGAUGGCCAGCCUCAAGGAGUCGCUCGAGAAGAAAGAGGCGGCACUCAAAGGCGCCGAGUCGCUCAAGAAGAUCAAGGACCGGCAUCGCACCGAGAAGCAAGAGGCUCUCGCCCAAUUCCAAGGGUACAAGGACGAAGUCACCAAGGCCGCCAAGGCGUCGGACGACAGCUACAAGCGCGAGCUGCAGGCCAUGGCCGACGACGUCAAGAAGGUGCGCGCCGCCUUUCACGAGCGCGUCGCGUCGCUCAAAGCUUCGCUUGACGCCGUCCAGGCCAAGGUGCACCACGGCAGCAAGGAAGCCGACGCGUUGCGCAAGAAGCACUCGGACGAGGUUGCCGACAUGGUCACUGCGUCCAACCAAAAGUACAACGACAUGCUCACGGCCCAGCUCAACGAACAAGACGAGCUACGCGCCCAGUGCCAAAAGCAGCUCCGUGUCAUGGAAGAGGCGCACCGACGGACGUUGGUGGAGAUACAGGAGAAGACGGAGCUUGAUAUGCGCAUGGCGGUCAAGCGCCGCGAGCUCGAGUGCAACACGUCGGCAGACACGCUCAAGAACGAGAUGGUCUCCAAGAUGGAGCGGCUCUUGGCCGAGCUCGAGACGCUGCGUGGCAGCGAAACGCAACUCCGUUCCGAGAAACAGGUACGGGUUCGAUCCCGACGACUGCCGGACCUCGAGACCCAGCUCUCGGCGCUGAAAGCGUCGUCCAAGCAAGUCGAGAUCGAGUUUGCAGCCUUCAAAAAGGCCCAGCAAGGCCAAAGCGAGAACGCCGAGGUCGUUGUGCAGACGCUCAAGACCCAGCUAAACGAGCGGGACAAGCAGAUGCAACUGCUUCAGGACGAAGUGCAGCGCGCCCGGUUGGCGCUUGAGGCGGCCGAGUGUGACCGCACGGCGCUUGCCGCGAACCUCGAUGCAGUGGCUAAGGCCCGCGAUUCCAACCACAUGGAGCUCUCGGAGAAGGAGGCGGCGUGGGCCCUAGAGAUGCGCGCCAAGGAAACGGAGCUUGCUCAGCGCAUUGCGACGCUCAAGGCCCACGAGUCGGAAGUCAAGAAGCUCCGCGAACUCAUCAAGACCAACGACGCCCAUGCCAUCAAGACCGAAGACGAUCUCAAGAAGCAGCUUCUUGCGGCACAGAAAAAGUUGAUCGAGUUUCAAGCCAAAGAAUCGGAGCUCAACGCCCGUGUACAAGCGCUUAAGACAGAGCUCGCGCAGCUCCACGUCGCCUCCAAGGAGCGCUUGGACAAGGCAGUCACAGACGCGAACGUGGCGCUGGCAGCAGCCAAGGCGCAGCUGGAGGCCGAGAGCGCCGCUGCACUCCGCGCACUUGAAGCUCGCCUUGCGCUGGAACACCAAAAGCAGAUUGACGCACUCAUGCAGUCGGCGCAACACGUAUCCGAGACGCAGAAAAACGACCUCGAGUCUAAAACGCGCGCACUCCAAGCCGAGCUGACCAAAAGCCAAGGGGCGGUGCAAACAGCACAGGACCAGCUCGCCGCAACAACCAAGGACCUCGCGGCAGCCAACAAAGAUCUUACGCGCUUCAAAGGGGAAGCCAAGCUGUUGGCCGAGCAACUCAAGCUCGCCGAGACGGCGUCCACCAAAGAGGCCAAAGAAUUCAAACAAAAGCUCGGCCAGCUCGAAGGCCAGCGGGACCACGACUCCAAGGCGCUGCAGAAGGAACGAACCAAGUGCGAAGCGGCGCAAGCCGAUCUCAUCGCCCUCAGAAAGAAACUCGAGACGUUGACCAAGGGCCACGACGACGCGCUCGCAACGCUCCGCCAAGCGCACCAGGCACAAGUCGAUGAUCUCCGCGCCACCAUGCAAGCGUCGAUCGCCAAAGCUGUCGAGGAAGCACAGCAGACUAUGCAGAGCAACGUCGACGAGCAGCGAGGGUUCCUUCUCUCGAUGCAUGCGAGCGACCUUGCCGCCGUACAGUCCCAGAUUGACGUGUGGAAGCAAAAGGUUACCGAGCACGAAGCAUCCAACGCAUACGACCGCGCCGAGUUCCACAAGCUUCUGCAAGCGCAAGACGACCAGUUUCGACGGCAGCUAGCAUCCCUUGAAGCCACUCAGCGCAGCGUCGUACUGCAGCUUGGUGACGAACAUGCCGCGGCAAUGGCAUCACUACGGGAGGCGCACGCAGCAACAAUAGCCAAGAUGCAGCAAGCCACUGCAGAGACGCUAUCGGCGCACCAAGCAGCGUCGGCCACCGCUUUGGCCCAAGCCCACGAAGCGUUUGCCAGCGAAAAGGGGAUGCUCGAGAAGCUCCUCGAGCGACGUUGCGCCGAGUACGACAAGCAGAUCCAGGACGAAGCGAGCUUCCACGCGCGGGAAGUUGCCCGCCAAGUGCACGUGGCCAAGCUCGAGAAGGACCGGGAGCGCGAAAUGCUGGUACAAACCUUGAGCGACCAGCAUCGGACGGUCGUUGCGUCCAAAGAGGAAGCCAUUGAGGCGAGCCAGCGCCUCGUGGCCGACCAAGCCGACGCGAUUCGAAAGCUCCAGGACGACCUCAAGACGCAAGCGGCCGUACUCGAGCACAAGCAAGACGAGUGGAGGAACACUCAAAAGCGCCUCGCCGCGGAGAAAACCCAGGCGCUCGAAGGUCUCGCGCGCCAGCACAAGGCGGAGCUCGAGCAUCUUCUGGACGAACACGUCAACGAGACCCAGCUGCUCAACGCGCAAUUCGAAAAAACCCGCGGGCUUCUCCAAGAACAGCAACAAGUUCUGAUUGCCAAGGUGCGCGAGUGGGAAGCUGUGUAUGCGCGUCGCGACAGCCGCGUCGAGGACGUCAACCGCAUCUCCGAGCUCGAGCAAGAGGUUGCGACCAAGGAUGCGCUCGUCCAGCAGACAGUCGAGGAGAUGGCGUACAUCAAGCGAGAGCUCCUCAACCGAGAGGACACGUACAACAAGACGUUUGGCCGGAGCCCAAACGUCGGCGUCCUACAAGUGCUCAAACCCACGACGCUGACGGCGACGCCACCGAGCCUUGGCCCACCGCCGAAACUCAACCGGAAAACCAAGCCCCAGAGCUUCUCGGCGAUGACGUCGGGCACGAAGCCACUGCCACCCAUCGGCGCGUCCAACCAGCAGCCCAGCUACCGCGACCUCAAUCACCUUCAGUAAUACUAUUAUUCGUUC
Messenger RNA from Saprolegnia parasitica CBS 223.65, 3332 nucleotides. RefSeq lists its product as hypothetical. The record is from RefSeq and is a predicted model, not a curated record. Lineage: Eukaryota; Oomycota; Saprolegniomycetes; Saprolegniales; Saprolegniaceae. Bases 21 to 3317 code for a protein of 1098 amino acids. The transcript is spliced from 14 exons.